AUGCUCAUCAAGAACUCGAAGGUUUAUUCCCAACUCUUCAAUGACCCGCCAUCAAUCAGGGUGGUUAGGUUGAGAGCAGGAAACGUUGGCGACAAGAUCCAGUGCGAUCUUAUGAGUGGUCCCUUGACAAGCAUGGACUUUGAGGCUUUGAGCUAUGUUUGGGGUGUUACCUUGGUUCCAUAUUCCAUCCAGGUCGAUGGAAGGCCAUUCUACAUUACAUACAACCUAUAUAGCGCUCUCACGGAAUUGCGCCAUCCGAAGUACGAGCGACUCAUAUGGAUCGAUGCCGUGUGCAUCAAUCAAAAUGACAACUCAGAGAAGGGGUUUCAGGUACGGAUGAUGCGAGAAAUAUACGCAAAAGCCUCUAGGGUUAUUGUCUGGCUAGGCAAGGACACCAAAGCGACCUCU
Molecule: messenger RNA, 408 nt
Organism: Cucurbitaria berberidis CBS 394.84
Lineage: Eukaryota; Fungi; Ascomycota; Dothideomycetes; Pleosporales; Cucurbitariaceae
Product: HET-domain-containing protein
Exons: 1
Source: RefSeq, a predicted model, not a curated record